Messenger RNA from Bursaphelenchus okinawaensis, 1621 nucleotides. The record is from the annotation of a GenBank genome assembly. NCBI's taxonomy places the organism in Eukaryota, Metazoa, Nematoda, Chromadorea, Rhabditida, Aphelenchoididae.
AUGUACGACGUAAUGCCGCCUCAUUUGGUGGUUUGUCCGUUCUGUGAACGUCUGUUCUCCAGAUUCUCGAUCGGUCUGCAUCAGCCACAGUGUAAGCAGAAUCCCUACAAAAUGACUGUGGUAAGUUUGGGGAAUGUGGUAUGAGAUGUUUUUAGGUUUAGGUUUUUAGGCUUAGGGUUUUAGGCUUAGAUUGCCAGAUUGAGGUCUUCAUCUUUAGGUCUUUAGCCUUUUGGGCUUAAAAUUAUUUUUUAGGCUUAAAACUAUUUUUUAGGCUUAGACUUAGGCAACGUUUUAACGUGUGGACUUAGGUUUUUAGGCUUAUGGAUUUAGGCUUAGACUUGUAGAAUUAAAUCUAGAAUUUUUAGACUUAAGAUUUUAGCCUUAAAUUAGGCUUUUAGGCUUAUGCUUUUAAGCUUAGAUUUCUAGGCUUAUGUUUUUUAUGCUUAACCUUUUAGGCGUAGACUUUUAGACUUAGAUUUUUAAGUUCAAACAUUUAGGCUUAGACGUUUACGUUUAGGUUUUUGAAUUUAGGUGAGUAGUCUUAAACUUUUUGCCCUAUUUCCUCGCAGAAAUUUGAAGUAAAAUCCCAGCACACGCAGUCAUUUGUUGGGUCGUUUUACAUCGAGGCAAAUAUUACAAAAAUUAAUAAUAUUGCAUAAGAAACCGUUGCGUAACAUGGUUUCUUGUACUUUCUCUAAGGCUAUGUUACUAUACUAUAAUAUUAGGCAAUGUCAUGCAAAAUGUUAACCAAUUAUCUAGUAGUAAAGGUUUUUCGAAUUUUGUUUUAUGUUGCAAGCUUAACUUUAGUAGGCUUAAACUUAGUAGAAUGAGGCAAAGUACGUUAGGAUAUGUAAGCUUACGGUCAGUAGGCUUAGUAAGCGCAGGCUCCCUUGGAUCAAGCAAUGGUAAGCUUAUAGGCUUGGGUUGGGCUUAGUAGGUCAGUGUGUAACAAGUUCGAAUUAAUGUUAAUACAUUAACAAGACCAAUUUAAAGUUAUAUACAUUAACAAUGUCAAUGUAAACUCACAUAUUCUUUCAGCACAAAGACCUCUCAUCCAAGUCAAAAUCAAAGAAGCCUUCAGGCAAGAAGCGAAGCAAAAGCGUUGGCCACAACGCAAAGUCUUUUCAGAAGGCUAAACUAGAUGAUCGACCAAGUACUACAACUUUUACAUCAAAGACAAAAAGUAGACUUUACCUUAUCUUUAGCGUUAAACGUGAGCUUAACCAUAAAUUGAAGUGUAAGCCCAAGCUCAAAAGAAUUUUUUACAGAACCUCAAGACCUCCCUACUCCAACCACCUCCUCCCUACCUCAAACUUGUUUCGUGUGUGGUCAAAACGUCGACUAUGAGCCCUUAAUCGACCACGAAAUCGAAUGUGAAGCGGUUUGGCGCACGAAUCGACGAGACCUGCCUGCUUAUAUGCAAGUACGAUCGCCAAAGAAAAUGCGCAUACCUAGUGUGGACGGGACCAUAGAUGGGGCUAGACUGGACUGGUACGCUGAAAAAAGUGCUACCGCUGCGAAUCGAGUACGAUGCUUGAAAUGUGGCAGGGUGGAGAGGUUUGACGAUGCUUGUGGGCAUCAGUGUGCACGUUUCGAGCCUACUGUGCAGUUUUACUUUUGA